Molecule: messenger RNA, 994 nt
Organism: Aspergillus nomiae NRRL 13137
Lineage: Eukaryota; Fungi; Ascomycota; Eurotiomycetes; Eurotiales; Aspergillaceae
Product: peroxisomal membrane protein PEX16
Exons: 4
Coding region: 1-828 (275 amino acids)
Biological process (GO): peroxisome organization
Cellular component (GO): peroxisomal membrane
Source: RefSeq, a predicted model, not a curated record
AUGCCUACGUACGACGCAGGACGAUACAGAGACUCGGAGAUCUCGUCAGAAUGCGUACAUUCUUCCGUACAACUCCUUUCGCUGUAUCAUGAUUCCCUUGUUUCUCGAGUCAUCUCUAGACUUCCAUCGACCAUCUCUCGACCGGCGCCCACACCGCAUUCCCGGUAUACAAAGUACUGGACGGCCCACUCCUCACUUUACCGUAAGGUCGCUAUCACUCUUCAAAUGGUUCAGUACACAGAACUACUCUGGGAAAUGAUCGCGCGGCGUCGAGGUGAAAAAGUUCGCUGGCGAGUCGUUAUUCUCAUCGAAGCUAUCAAGGCAAUAUGUCGUUUGUUUCUGCUACAUCUCACAAACUCGAGGCCGCUAGUCAGCCCUCCCUUACCAGAGCGCGACGUCGACCCGAGAUCUGCAGAAGAAGAGGAACGCGAUUGGAACGGGAUGCAAACACCAGUAAGCGAGCGGUCUUCAGACCUGAGCUGGACUAUGCCUCGUACGGGAUUAUCGCUUCCUUGCCUUCCGGAUGUGAACGACGUCUCAAAUUUUUUAAUAUCAAAGGUGCUCACUGCUGAUGACAUCAAGCCGCCCAAGGCCCUUUUGCACCGAGUCACAGGUCAAGGCCUGGAGCGCGAGGAAUUGAGAAAGAGAGGAUGGGCUAUGGGGUGGUGGCUCAUGAGGGGCGCUCUUUAUGAAAACUUAACCAAACCAUGGUUGAAAGGGUUAACUAGGAAGAUGAAAGGUAAACCACUGCUUGACUUGGUAGGCAGUGUGGUCGAAGAUUACGAAUACCUGUGGGACAAUUACUACUUUUCAACAGCAACUUUAUGAGCUGAAAAAUCUCGUCCCCCCCGGUCUGCUGAAAUAAAUCUACGACGAUACCCCCGUCGACUCGAACUAGGAUGUUUGAAAUGAGUGAAACUGAUUUGAUACCCAAUGGAUCCUGGCAUUCUUGUCUCUCUUCGUUCAUUGAUUGGCAUAUUCUCUCUAACUAUUU